UGUUAUUUUGCUGUCAUCAUGGCAAGCUUAGCGGAUGUCGGCUGGAAGCUGCUGGAGUUCAAAGCCAGAUCUAAGCGAUCAGUUUAACUAAUAGACGACUGGCGUAGAAUUCAUCUAAUGAAAAAUGGCUGACACUGCCAAUGAGCCUCUGAGCGAACGUCGCAAACUCCGGAAGCUUGGCUCCAUCUAUGAACCCCUUAAGCUGUCCAUACUGCACCGGGAGGAUGAGCCCCUUUGGGAGAAACUUGACCGCUUCUAUAGUGCAGUCAAGAGCACCAUAUUGAAUUACCAGAGCCCUACCACUGGCCUGUUCCCGGUGAAGACCUGCUCCACCUGUAAGGAGGCUAAAGUCAGAGACUCGCUCUACUGCGCUGCCAGCAUCUGGGCACUGGCAUUGGCAUACAGGCGCAUCGAUGAUGACAUGGGCCGCACUCAUGAACUGGAACACUCUGCUAUCAAAUGUAUGCGAGGGAUUAUGUACUGCUACAUGCGGCAGUCUGAUAAGGUGGAGAAUUUUAAGCAAGACCCGAGUCCAUCCACGUGCCUGCAUUCAAUUUUUAACGUGGACACUGGAGAUGAGGUUUACCCGUAUAAGGAGUACAACCAUCUACAGAUCGAUGCAUUGUCUCUGUUUCUCUUGUACCUGGUUGAAAUGAUUUGCUCUGGCCUUCAAAUAAUCUACAACACAGAUGAGGUAUCAUUUAUUCAGAAUCUAGUCUUCUGUGUGGAGAGGGCGUACCGUGUGCCAGACUUUGGCAUGUGGGAACGAGGAAGCAAAUAUAACAAUGGAAGCACAGAACUCCAUUCAAGCUCGGUGGGACUCGCCAAAGCAGCUCUGGAAGCCAUCAAUGGAUUCAAUCUGUUUGGAAAUCAGGGAUGCUCCUGGUCAGUCAUUUUCGUGGAUCUGGAUGCUCAUAACAGAAACAGACAGACUCUGUGCUCUCUCCUGCCAAGGGAGUCUCGUUCCCAUAACACAGAUUCAGCCCUCCUGCCCUGCAUCAGUUACCCAGCGUUCGCUGUGGACGAUGAUGCUCUGUAUUCCCAGACUUUGGACAAGAUAGUCCGCAAGCUGAAGGGCAAGUAUGGCUUUAAGCGAUUCUUAAGAGACGGCUUCAGAACAGCCAAUGAGGACAAGAACCGCAGGCACUAUAAACCUGCUGAGAUGAAGCUCUUUGACGGUAUUGAGUGCGAGUUUCCAAUUUUUUACAUCUAUAUGAUGAUUGAUGGUGUGUUCAGAGGAAACCCCGAUCAAGUCAAAGAGUACCAGGAGCUGCUACAAGCUGUCAUUUUCCAGUCCUUUGAGGGCCACGCAGUUAUUCCUAAGUAUUAUCAUGUGCCGGCGGACUUUGUGGAAGCUGAACAGAAGAAACACGGCAGCCAGAAGCGCUUCCCCAGCAACUCAGGCCGUGAUGGGAUGCUGUUCCUCUGGGGACAGGCCCUCUAUAACAUCGCUAAGCUGCUGGUGGAUGGUUUGAUCAGCCCAAAGGACAUCGACCCCAUCCAUCGCUAUGUGCCACGACAGGAUCAGAGGAACGUCAGCAUGCGAUACUCCAAUCAGGUGAGUCUCUCUCUUCCUCCAGCUAUAUGAAUGCACAAUGUAUCC
Danio rerio (zebrafish) is the source of this 1603-nucleotide messenger RNA. The record is from RefSeq and is a predicted model, not a curated record. Lineage: Eukaryota; Metazoa; Chordata; Actinopteri; Cypriniformes; Danionidae.